CUUCGAACCGGAAGCAAAUUUGUGGGGUCAUGGAAACUUUGAAACGUUUUCUGUCGGAUGCACGCAUGUAAACAGAACCUCUUGUUUAGUUGGUGUAAGACCAACAACAGGUCAUGCAUGCCUCUCAAGGGGGUACGAAUUUGAAACAUUAGUAUUGCAGUAAAUUAUUGAGCAAAAAUGUCUAUGGAAGAUCCGUUUUUCGUCGUCAAAUGUGAGGUCCAGAAGGCGGUGAACACUGCCCAAGGGCUGUACCAAAGAUGGAGCGAGCUGCUACAGGAUCCCAGUGGUACUUCCAAGGAGGAGGUGGACUGGACCACCAAUGAGUUGAGAAACAGUCUGCGGUCCAUCGAAUGGGACCUGGAGGAUCUCGAUGAGACCAUCAGUAUUGUUGAAUCAAACCCUAAGAAGUUCAAUCUGGACACAGUGGAGCUGACCAAACGGAAAGGCUUCAUCACAAGCACUAGACAAACCGUUAAGGAAAUGAAAGACCACAUGUCCAGUCCAACAGCCUUAGCCAUGUCAGACAAGAAAAAUAGACAGGCUCUGUUAGGGAACAGUGGGUCUCAAGGCCCAAUCUGGCAACCAGGACCUGACAAAUACACCCGUCUGGACCAAGAGCUACGUACGGCCAACUCCAUGUUCAUUGAUGAGCAGCAAACCCAGCAGCAGCUCAUGGCAGAGCAGCAGGAUGACCAGCUGGAGCUGGUGUCUGGGACCAUCGGGGUGCUGAAGAACAUGUCUGAGAGGAUUGGUAUGGAGCUGGAUGAACAGACCGUGAUGCUGGAUGACUUCUCCAAUGAGAUGGAAGGUACCCACUCCAGACUAGACAAUGUCAUGAAGAAGCUGGCCAAGGUCUCCAACAUGACCACCGACCGCCGACAGUGGUGUGCUAUCGGCAUUCUACUGGCCAUUCUGUUUGUGGUUGUCAUGCUCCUCUUAAUCCUAUGAUGACCGUCCACCACCACAACAGCACCCCUGUCUCCGUUUGACCAUAGGGAUGGACUUUACAUGGGGCUUGGGAAAACAUCAAGGUUUCCAUUGACAUAGGGAAAUGGCUAUCUACCCCAACGCUCUUUUUACUACAUACUGCUGAAUAUACAGCGAUUCUUCCGUAGCUGGUGCAAGUUUCUGCUCAAGCAACAUUCUCAGUUGUCAUUUUAGCACUAAACUUAAACCUUCAUUGGCAUCUCUAUGUAGGAUUUGGCCCUAUGUGAAUACUAGGCCACAAAAUAUUUUCCGUAAACCAGGGUGUAACCAGGGUCGUUGCAUACCCCUUGUGACAUUUUAGUGUUAAUAUUCAGAGAAUAAUGAAUGAAGAAGACUCCACUCCGCUUAUCUAAUCGUUAGUGUUUUUAUUGAAAGGGGCUUGUCUAUAGUUUCUCGCUGGAAAAAACCCUACGGCUACCUGAUGCACUGUUGGCAUAAAACGUUUAUAUGUAUAUAUUAAACUGUAUAUAUAAUCUUAAUUGAAACAAAACACUGGAGUUCCCUAACAAGGAAAAUAAUAUAUAUUGCUAAGCGGGUAUACAUAUCACUAACCACACUAAAAUGGUUCAACUUAAUGUGUUAUUAUAUAUUUUUCUUAAUCUAUGUUCUUUCUUUUUGUACUAUAUGUAUUUUGGGGUGUAGGCUUACACGAUCAACAGGUGUUUAACACUCGCCUGCAAGAUCAAGUCGCUGCCUGCAAUACUGAACAUAGUGGAGCAUAUCCAUAGACAUCUGGAACAGGGCUCAAUCCUGAAUUUAUGUGUCUAACGUGAGCAGUCUUAUCUUGUACGUAAAGUGGCAUGAUCUAGAAGUCCUACCACAUGUCUAUAUGUUUGGUAUCUUUCAGUCCGACAACAUUUCACCAUGAGGGUCAUUCUAAAGACUACAUGCUUGUGAACAGUGUGUGACACACCCCCAGGUGUACUUGAAUCUAGCAUGUCAACAGGUCUAAGGUUGUUUAUCUCAGCAACUAAGGGUCAUGUAUUUGUUUUGGAAUGUGGUUAUGUGGUUUUUACAAGGCCUUUAUACCAAAGGCUUGUGUUUUUUUUUUUUUACGCUAAUUGAGAAGCCUUACCUGUGUUGUGGUUUAUCAGUGUUACAGGAACCCUGUUGUAAUAAUGAUUAAUGGGGGAAAUCAUCUGACUGUCAUGCCUGGGUCGUAUUCAUUAGGGUACUCCGUAGCAAAACAUUUUGCAACAGACAAGUAAUGUUUAAUUUCAGUCAGCUUUCUUCUGUUUGGUGCUUAAUGAAUACAGCCCUGGGUGUUGCAAUAAGACAGACUGAGAACAGAGAUCUGCAUAGCCAGUGCUGUUUGCUGAUACUCUAGUAGGCUGAUGCUCUAUGUUAUGCUAGGGCUGGAAACUUCAUUUUGAUCUUGCUUCCCUGUACCUCGCCCCUACCUUGGGUUCCAGGAUAAAUCGUAAAUUGAGGGUUGAAUGAAUCUGCUCUGUGUGUUCCUAUACAGUUCAAGGAGAAUGAUACUGUUAUGUUAGUUAUCGUGGAAACCUGGUAACAGUUUGAUUUGAAUAGGCCUCAACUCAUUUGAGGACUUGAUAUGAACGUAAUACAUUAAUUGACUGUAUUUUAGGUUGUACUACCUCAAUCCACAAGUGACAGUAAAUCAAGACAGUCAAAUAAUGCAAUACACCAGAAUGAUCAUGUGAUGGUACUACUAUAUGAAAUAUAAUGGAAACUAGUGAUCAAAUCUGAGUUCUGAAAACACUCCAGUCUUCUUUCAAAGGUUUUAUGAAGUUAGAAAGAAAUAUUUUAUGUCAAUUGUUUUUAUUAGUUGUUUAUUUAUUAUUUCAUGACGGUUAGUUAACACAAGUUUACUGUAAUAGGAAUACAGUAUUGCAUUUAUAGUGUAUACGACAUCAUUAGGUAGAAAACAUUUACUAACAUUUCUUUGUUUUCUUUUUCAAAUGGUCUCUUUUAAGCGUCCACACAUUUUCAGCAGUGUUAUAUCUGGUAGAAAGGGUGUGACUUGGUUGAAAAUAUUAGCAUUUAUUUCAGAUUAUGGAUAUUUUGAAAGCAUGACAAUGACCCAGACAAUGAUGUACCAUCUCAAAAUCACUUGUCAGUCACAAUUUGAAUUUAUUGAAGUUGCAAGUAAUUGUGAUGCUGUAUUACAAAGUACAGCAUCACUGUACCCUUAGUAUUAAAUACUGUACUUAAUGCACAGCAAAGUCACUGGUGAUAGGUGGAUGAGACCUAUUUGGUGUAUGUGAUAAUAAAUAGUACUGUUUGUGGAGAAUGGGUACAGUCCACUACAUUGGAAGUCAUGAUUAGUGUUUGAUUGGGUGAAACAACUGUGUUCCUAUAGAGGAGGAGGAGGCGAAGCGAGAGGUUUCACUCGCCAAAAUCUGAUUUAAGCUUGUCGCCCACCUUUGGGACAACGACUGCCAUUUUUAGGGCAGAGACAUAAGCAUGAUCUCGUCAUCAUAUACAGAUGUCUGGUGUUCCUCUUGUUUGUGUAGUCAUGCGUCUGGAGUGUAUAUAAAUGCUUUUUACCCUUGAACUUUGACCUCAUGUCAUUGUAUCAUGGCUGUGCAUCUGUCCUGAAAAUAAAACAGCAAGCAGGAUGCUGCGAAGAUUCA
Oncorhynchus kisutch (coho salmon) is the source of this 3584-nucleotide messenger RNA. RefSeq names its product syntaxin-6. NCBI's taxonomy places the organism in Eukaryota, Metazoa, Chordata, Actinopteri, Salmoniformes, Salmonidae. Gene Ontology annotation, molecular function: SNAP receptor activity. Gene Ontology annotation, biological process: intracellular protein transport; Golgi vesicle transport. Gene Ontology annotation, cellular component: membrane. Bases 178 to 948 code for a protein of 256 amino acids. The transcript has 8 exons. The record is from RefSeq and is a predicted model, not a curated record.